Molecule: messenger RNA, 1244 nt
Organism: Drosophila teissieri
Lineage: Eukaryota; Metazoa; Arthropoda; Insecta; Diptera; Drosophilidae
Exons: 1
Coding region: 72-1229 (385 amino acids)
Molecular function (GO): oxidoreductase activity
Source: RefSeq, a predicted model, not a curated record
GCUCCUUAAAUAUAUAUACUCAUAGCAACCCCAGCCACACCUUUCUAUUGAAUGAAAAUCAGCUCCACACAAUGUUGGCGCUCCUCCGGCCAGCUCUGUGGCUGGGAAGCUGCCUUCGUGGCUACCACAUGCCUGCCGCCUCUUCGCAGCAGCGGGGCGACACGUCCUUGGUUCUGGUGGACGAGGCCCGUCGCUUCAUUCAGGACUGCCUGAUGCGGGUUGGAGUUUCGCCCACCAAGGUGCGCUGCGUCAGCGAGUUCCUGGUUGUUGCGGACUAUCGAGGGAACCAUGGAAACGGGCUGAAUCGCCUGGAUUACUACCUGAGUGAUCUGCAGUGUGGACAUGCCAAGGUGCACGCAGAGCCUUCGAUAAUCAGCGAGACGGUGGCCACCGCCCAUGUAAAUGGCAACUCCGCCCUGGGUGUCUUUGUGGGAAACUUUUGUAUGGAUCUGGCGGUGAAGAAGGCGGAAAAUGCCGGCAUCGGUUUCGUGGUGGCCCAGCAAUCUCAUGACAUUGGCAUGGCCAGCUGGUUUGCAUUUCGCGCUGCCGGUAAGGGAUUAGCCGGAAUUGUGAUGUCCAACUCGGCUCCAACGAUGAUGGGUCCCAACUCAAAGUCCGCCAGUAUUGGCUCCAACUGCUUUGCCUUCUGCGUAAAGGGUGAGGAGUACCACUUUGUUCUAGACAUGGCGACCAGCGUGAGGGACAUUGGAGCCGUGGAAUGGGCUUGGGCCAACGAUGAGUAUAUACCGCAUGGCUGGGCGGCCAAUGAGGGAGGCCUAUCCACCUGCUUUCCCAGCUUGGCGCUAAGAUCACCUUUACUCUUUCCCGCUGGUGGCCACAAAGGCUACUGCCUGUCAGCCGUGAUAGAUAUUCUAUGUGGAGUGCUCUCUGGUGCCCAAUAUGGCACUCAUAUAUCCCAAGACCAGAACAGUCCAGCGAACUUGGGUCAAGUAUUCAUUGCUCUCGAUCCAGAAUUCUUCUUGCCCAACUUUAUGGAACGUUUGGAUGACUUCUGUGGUCGCAUCCAGAAUAGUCAGCCGGCGGACAAGGCGGAACCCAUCCGGCUGCCUGGCGAACUGGAGCGGAUGCAUAUGAACUACGUGGACGAUUUGCGGGCUUUGCCCUAUCCCCAUAGUCUUUUGACCAAGUACAGGGAUGUGGCGGAAAGGCUGUGCGUAAAGCCCAUCGAGUUGGCUUUCGAAGGGCAUCGGUCGAGGAAGAGCUUUUAGUCUCACUCUAAACGU